Messenger RNA from Parnassius apollo (apollo), 537 nucleotides. Lineage: Eukaryota; Metazoa; Arthropoda; Insecta; Lepidoptera; Papilionidae. The record is from the annotation of a GenBank genome assembly.
AUGAAUCGCCAAAUGCAAUUUUACCGUUCAAAAAAGAUUGUGGCUGCCGCUAAAAAUAACAAUAUAAACUAUGAUUUAGAGACGGAAAAACACGAUUUGGACUAUUCAGAUGAAGAUCCUGAUUUUGAGCUGUCUGAAUCUGUAAAAGAUACUUCUUCUGACACUGAUUAUACAUUCCGGGAUUUCUUGGGUUCUUGUAUAUCUCAAUCUGCCACUGAAUCUCUGCAUCAAAAUAGACAACCUGAAAUACACUUCGUAGCUGCAUAUCCCGGUCCAGUUUUUACUUAUAAUGAACAUGAUAAUUUAUCAAACAUCAGUACAACACAAAAUACCAAUCCGCAAUAUGUAAAUGCCACUGAAUCAAAUGUUACUAAACCAAAUAAAAGUAAAAUAAAGCAUCCGAUGAUCGUAAAUAUUUGUGAUGGCAAAUGCAAGAGGCAAUGUACAAAGUUUUCAGUUGAAAGUCGGAAAGAGAUUUGGGAUAAAUAUUGGGAAGAAAUUUUGUAUCAAGGCGUAAUUUUCUCAAUAAAUGCAUAA